AUGCCUCAAUCACUGGCCUUGUUCUUUUUGAACCCGCUGAAUAGGGCUGCUUAUGAGGUGGCCGGGAACGAUUCAAAUAAGCAUCUUCUGUGGGAGCCGCGUGUCUUUGGAAUCGGGCACGUUGCGUCCAAAUCCGGGAAUCCCACCGUUUUAGCCACCAUCGGCCGCGAUGGUGAUAUUUACAUCCCAGACGAGAACAUCUCGAGAGUGCAUUGCUCGUUCGAGCUCGAUGCCGACACCGGCAUCGUCAUGUUGUACGACAGAUCCAACAGCCAGACCACCCAGACGGUGGGCAACGACGCCUUUCCGUUUGAAUUCGGACGUCCUCGCAAGGUUGUUGUAAUGCCAGACAUAAAUACGACCUUUGGCAUCGGCGGCAUACGGAGUGAUAAGUACCAAUUUACCAUCGUGUGGCCCGACGAUACUGCGGCGCUUCAGCAACGAAAAUCGGCCAUGCUACAGCCGAAUCCGCGGCUUGCCCGGACACUGGACUUGCUCCGUGACACCGCCCUGCCCACAGGUAUGCUGACCCGAAUCCACACGCCUGGCGGUCCUUCGCCGGAUACAAUUCGCUUCAAGACGAUUGGCGAAAAGCUCGGCUCUGGUUCAUUUGGUGAAGUUAGCAAGGCGGUCAAUGUCGACACGGGGCAACUGCUGGCUGUCAAAGACAUCAAGCAGGCGGGGAGACUUCAAAACCCCCGGGAGUGGUUGUAUCUAAAGCGAGAAAUCCAGGCGCUCUCUUCGAUAAGUCAUGAACACAUCGUUGAGUUCCUGGGGUUUCAAGACUCGGACCAACCGGUAGCUCAUAUCUUCAUGGCGCUAAAAACGGGUACCCUUCACAGUCUAGUCACACAAAGUCCUGGAUCGUCUGUUGACAAACUGGCCACCACAACGCUGCACCACAUGUUGAAGGCUCUCGACUAUCUCGCCGUGAAGGGACUGAUCCAUCGGGACCUGAAACCAGAGAACAUUCUCUAUGAUCCUACACCGGACGGGAAAUACCAUUUCUGCCUUGGCGAUCUCGGCUUCUGCAACUCAGCACGUGUCGCUGUGACCCAUGUGGGCACACCGGACUUCACUGCGCCAGAAAUCAUUUACGAAGAGCCGCAGACGCCCCGAGUGGACAUCUGGUCAUUGUUUGUGACCCUUCUGUGGGUGUUGGAUGUCGAUGGCUUUCGGGGCAUUGUGGAUGGGCGUCGGCCAAGGCAGGAGAGUAUCCGGAAGACGGUUCUUCAUAUCGCGGCCACGAACCCGCACAUCUCGCCCAUCAGCGCCAUGGGCCGGCGGGAUCCCGACAAGAGGGCAACGGCAGCCCAGAUGCUCGUCAAGUGCUUCAACGGCGACGGGCUCAGCACCAACCCGCGUCAGAUUGGCCCAAUUGCCCCGCUCGUCGACACCGUGACCGUCCCAACAACGCCCGUCAAACCACCACCAGCGAGAAAUGCACUACCAACCCCCGUCGCCACGGCGACAAGAACUCCACAGACACCAGACCCGUUCUACCGCGCCCGUCCGGCCACGCGUGGCCGGCCGCCUCGUCUUCGGGCAACGGCGGCCGGUGGGAUCCCUGCCACGACCACCACGACCACCACAGCUGCAACAGCCGCCACGAAUGCUACCGGCGCCGCUCCGAACCGGGACUAUUUUGCAUUCCGUACCCGUGCUACCCUGCGUCGUGUCCGAACGCCAGGAGCUGCCUCGCCGUGGCCGUAUCCGCUGGCGAGGCCGCCGCGGCAGCCCAAGCACGCCGCCGCACCGCCAAAUCGCGGCAAUGACAAAACAAUACACGCGUUUCCCGUCAAACAACCUGAACCGAACGUUCCCCGGCCCUGUACAAUGCCAGGAGCGUUUGUGGAAGAGGACGGAACGCAGUGA
Molecule: messenger RNA, 1875 nt
Organism: Sporothrix schenckii 1099-18
Lineage: Eukaryota; Fungi; Ascomycota; Sordariomycetes; Ophiostomatales; Ophiostomataceae
Exons: 2
Coding region: 1-1875 (624 amino acids)
Biological process (GO): peptidyl-serine phosphorylation; autophagosome organization; autophagy
Cellular component (GO): autophagosome; cytoplasm
Molecular function (GO): protein binding; ATP binding; protein serine/threonine kinase activity
Source: RefSeq, a predicted model, not a curated record